Messenger RNA from Salmo salar (Atlantic salmon), 4984 nucleotides. RefSeq names its product chloride channel protein. Gene Ontology annotation, molecular function: voltage-gated chloride channel activity. Lineage: Eukaryota; Metazoa; Chordata; Actinopteri; Salmoniformes; Salmonidae. The record is from RefSeq and is a predicted model, not a curated record. Gene Ontology annotation, biological process: transmembrane transport; chloride transport. Gene Ontology annotation, cellular component: plasma membrane.
CUUGCUUUCAAGUAGAAUGAUAGAUCUAUAACUCACAUUUCUCUGUGCAUUUGGAUCGGGUUGCCCAAAAAGUUAUAUAUUGCCACUUUAAUAUGUUUCUGAGUUACGGAUGUUUUUCUAUUUGACAGGCACCGCAUAUCAACAUCUGUUUUCUCAAUUCUCAUCUGCUCUCUAUAUAGUGUACUGUUCAAUAGUGUACAGUAGAGUUGCUGCCCCAGACAGUAGCAGUUGCUAGACCCUGAACCUUGCUGGACCCUGAACCUUGCUGGACCCUGGACCCUGAACCCUCCAAACCCAAGAAGCCAAAAGAACAGUCUGUACAAUAGCUACGCCCUCAUCAUAUUGCAGCGCCAACUCCAAUGAGGAACAUCCCUCACAGCAGGACAUGCCCAAUGAACCACUCUCUCUCUCCCCUUCUGCCUCUCUUUCCCCUUCUACCUGCUGUACCUCUACUCUAAUUAACAGGUGCUCAAAGUCUUAAGGGGUUGCCCCAGACAACAGGAUGGGUACGCCAUUAGCCUAUCUAAUGAUAGAGGGAGAGAGCGGGAUAGAGAGGGGGGGGGGAUAGUGAGGUGUGAGGCAUCUGUUAGUUCACACGCACUGCUUACCGGGACAGAGGUGGGCAAUCCGAGUGGUGGGGAGAUCUGUUGCAAGGGCUUGUUUACACUGUGUGAGAAUGUGUGUGUGUGUGUGAGAGCGUGAGAGAGUUUUUCUCUCUGUGUGUGUCUCUGGUGUGUGUGCCUGCGCACACUCGCCGGCGCGGGCGCAGAGCUGGAAAUGCUGAGACAGACAGCUGGUUUAUUUUUGGGUCAGUGACAGUGUGUCAAUGGCCGCAGAUGCGUCGGAAAGGAAGGCUCUGAGAUACCAACAGACCCUGCUGUAUGGGGAAUACAGCGAGCACCCGGGUGGGUCUGGCCGCCGGAGAGAGGCCACCCGACUGCUAACAGCGAGACAAUGGAAGAAACACGACCACCAUCACCAUGGUCACCACCCGCAGCAUCGCCAUGGCCACCAUCACCACAGCCACCACCAUGGCCACCCCCACAGUCACACACAUGGACACGGGCACCACAGCAGGCACAGGGGUCUGCAUCACUCGGAUGAGGCAGGACAUGCACAUAUGGCUACAGAGCAAGGCAACCCUUUGUCUAUAAAGAAACGCCCCUCCUACUCAAAGUGCAGAGACUGUGUAGCGCGGAUACAGAGGUUCCUAGUCACCAAGCUGGGAGAGGACUGGAUCUUCCUGGUGCUGCUGGGUGUCUCAAUGGCGCUGGUCAGCUGGACCAUGGACUACACCAGCGCCAAGAGUCUACAAUUGUACAAGUGGAUUCACUGGGAGCUGAGGGGUAAUGUCCUGCUCCAGUACCUGGCCUGGGUCAGCUAUCCCAUGGUGCUCAUCAUGUUCGCCUCCUCCUUCUGCCACCUGGUUGCCCCACAAGCCAUCGGCUCUGGUAUUCCUGAGCUGAAGACCAUUCUCAGAGGCGUAGUGCUGAAAGAGUAUCUGACUCUCAAGGCUUUUACUGCCAAGGUCAUUGGUCUGACUGCAGGUCUGGGCAGUGGGAUGCCAGUGGGGAAAGAGGGCCCAUUUGUUCAUAUAGCCAGCAUCUGUGCUGCUGUGCUGAGCAAGUGUAUGAUGUUCUUCUCAGGAGUCAAUCAGAGCCCAUACUGCUACACAGACAUCCUCACAGUUGGCUGUGCGGUUGGGGUGGGCUGUUGUUUCGGUACCCCUCUUGGAGGGGUGCUGUUCAGUAUAGAGGUGACGUCCACUUACUUUGCUGUGAGGAACUACUGGAGAGGCUAUUUUGCCGCCACCUUCAGUGCCUUCAUAUUCAGAGUGCUCUCUGUGUUCAACAAAGAUGCAGUCACCAUCACUGCUCUCUUCCGCACCAAGUUCCGCAUGGAUUUCCCCUUUGACCUCCAGGAGCUGCCAGCAUUUGCCAUCAUCGGGAUCUCCUGCGGGUUCCUGGGGGCUUUCUUCGUCUGGCUGAACCGCCAGGUGGUGCUGUUCAUGAGGAAACCCAAUGCCAUGACACGCUUCCUCACCAGACACCGACUGAUUUUCCCCGGUGUUGUGACCUUAGUGAUAGCCACCUUGACCUUUCCCCCUGGAUUUGGACAGUUCAUGGCUGGAGAGCUGAUGCCCAGAGAAUGCAUCAACUCGCUGUUCGACAACUUCACCUGGACUAAAAUCUGGGGCUCCCCCCCUCCCCCCGGCCUGGGGCGCUCCUCUGCCUGGCUGCACGCCGACGUCAGCGUCUUCGUCAUCCUCCUCCUCUUCUUCGUCAUGAAGUUUUGGAUGUCUGCUGUUUCGACGACGAUGCCCAUCCCUUCUGGAGCCUUCAUGCCUGUCUUCAUACUCGGAGCCUCUUUCGGCCGACUGGUAGGGGAGAUCAUGGCUGCCCUCUUCCCCCACGGGAUUCUGUUUGAUGGAAUCUUGUACCGCAUCAUCCCAGGAGGGUACGCUGUCAUUGGAGCGGCUGCACUGACCGGGGCGGUGACCCACACGGUGUCCACGGCGGUGAUCUGCUUCGAGCUGACAGGCCAGAUCUCCCACAUCCUGCCCAUGAUGGUGGCGGUGAUCCUGGCCAACAUGGUGGCCCAGGGCCUGCAGCCCUCGCUCUACGACUCCAUCAUCCAGAUCAAGAAACUGCCUUACCUCCCUGAGCUGGGCUUUGGACACAUCAGCCAGUAUAACAUCUUUGUGGAGGACAUCAUGGUUAGGAAAGUGAAGUUUCUCUCGUUACAGUCCACCUACAGGGAGUUGAUAUAUCUCCUGGACUCCAUUUCUCUCAAAACCAUACCACUAGUGGAUUCAACAGAUUCUAUGAUCUUAUUGGGCUCCAUCGACCGGUCAGAGCUCCAUGCUCUCUGUGAUUGGUGGCUCUCUGCAGAGAGGCGGAUCUUCAGGCAGGAACAGUGUUUACAGGAACAGAACCAGUAUGCCAAAGACAGCUGGGAAUCCUUUGCCUUUGUGGAUGAAGACGAUGAGGAGAGUGGAGAUAAGAGCACCCCAGUUCAGGAAGAACGAAAUGGCCCCCUGCCGUCCCCUAAACCGCAGGAGCCCUCGUCCAAUCACACAGCUCCUGACAAGGGCCCUCUUCAGUCCGUUAGAAGAACUCUGUGGAAUGUCUUCUCCUCCCAAGACAAACAGGCAGAGGGACAGUCACAGGAGCCUUGCGCCAACCCUCUCCUGUCCGAUAAGAUGACACCGGAAGAGAUCAAAGAAUGGGAGGAGGCCGAGAUGGACAAGCCAAUGGAAAUUGAUCAGAUCCGAAUAGAUCCUUCCCCUUUUCAGCUGGUGGAGAGGACCUCGCUACACAAGACCCACACACUCUUCUCGUUACUGGGCCUGAGUCAUGCCUAUGUCACCAGUAUCGGAAAACUGGUGGGUGUUGUGGCACUUAAAGAGCUCCAGAAGGCCAUUGAGGCCUCUACGCAUAGCGGGGUCCGGCUACGCCCCCCCCUGGCCAGCUUCAGCAACAUCAGACGGAAGUCAUCCAAGCCCCAGACAAACUCAGCCCCAGCCUCCCCCACCGCCCCCUCCUCCCCUCUCUCCCCCGCUCCCGUCGUCCCCCAUGCCCCUGCCCCGCCACCUCCCCCGCCACCGGAGGAGGAAGAGAUGGCGGUGUGGAUCGAGGGCACGAGGCGGGAGGUAGCAGAGGUGAACAGCAGCAGUAGUAGCAGCAGCAGCGGAACAGGGAGCAGCAGUAGCAACAGUAGCCCUUCGCUACCCCACUCGUUGCCCCUCUCCCUCCCCCUCACCUCGCCCCUCUCCAUCCCCCUCACUGUCGCCCUCUCCAUCCCCCUUGCUGCCUUCUCCACCCCCCUCCCCGCCCUCUGGGCUGCCACGGAGCAGCAAGUGGAGGAGGAGGAGAGUAAUGAUGAGGAGCCCAUCUAGCCUUAUAGACGAGUGCUGUUUUCUUUUUUUUAUAACGUGUUUUUUUUUAUAUGGUGUGAAUUUCUCUUUUAGUCUUUCUCUAUCCCUUUAUUUUCUCUCUCUCACUAUCGAGCUUUCCCUCUGUCUUUCCUCUCUCGGUGAAUGAUGUCUGUGAAUCCAUGAGGAGAAAAAAUCUGGGCUCCAUAGUAGUACUUCACUUUUUAAGAUCAUUGGUUUUAUUUUUUUAAUUUAACCUUUAUUUAACCCACCUUUAUUUAAACAGGAGACAAUGGCUACCGGUGGUGUUUCAAGAGCUAAAAAUUCAACAAGUCCCACCUUGUGAGGGAGUUCUAUGAUCACCGUGCUGGGUUGAUAGAUGACAGUGUUAAAUCAGACUGACGACAGCCAACUCAGAUGUAAUGAUGCUAGAGAUUUUUUACUUAAUAAUGCUAUGGCUACAAACGGAACAGCCACCAUCCAUCCCCCUUUGUAAUUUAGAUUAAUCCCUCACUUGAUGAGAACACAAAACAAACACAUGCUGAAUGAUUUUAUGAUGGUGAAUUUUCCUACCCCCCUCAACAACAAAAAAACUGGGUAGUGUUCUUCAGGCACUAGAUGGAGGGAAAUGGACUGAAACAGGAGGGACUACCUCAGCAAAUAAGAAAUGCUCAUAUUUGUUUUACGUUGCGAAACAUCAUAAAAUGUUACUCUUUGCAUGCCCUAAUGAACAAAACCCGAUGUUCUUCUGACAACACUGAGCACAGAAGAAAAAAGAAACGGUAUGACACAGGGUUUUAUGUGAAAAGUAGUUAAAUUAUGAAUGAACCUCUUUCUCUCUGGCUCUUUCUCGCUCUACUUCAAACAGUUUCUCAGGUUGCUCCCUAUGUCUUUAAACCUGCAGAUUUUGGACAGAGGAAUCUUUGCUGUCUGUGAAAUGAAGAGGAUUUCUAUUAUAUUUUGUCAAUCUGUUUUUUAAUGUCUGAAUGUACAGUAUGUAUGUUUAUCUGUCUGUCUUUAGUCGUGUAUUUAUUUAUCUUUUGUAGAGACGAUUUUUCUCUGAAUGUAUAAAACGAUGACUAAUGUAGUUAAUAAAAGGUUAGUAACUUA